CCUUUAUUUUUUUCCACCUGCGUCUUCCAAUACGGACUCGUUUUAUUCCUGUUAUCAGAUGAGUGAUGCAACUCCUAACGAAGAUGACCAUCGAACUACUAUAGCAAUGAUGGAUAGUAGAAACAACGACACAAUAUCAUCAGAAAAACAGUACGGGACUUCUUCUGAUAGAAGAGAACAAUAUCAUUACGAGGUUUCCCAUGUUGAAGCUAGUAGUGAUAAUGGCUCAUUUGCAGGAAGACCGCCUAUUUUACUUGAAGAAGCUGAUGGUCAUAAAAAGCAGAGCAAAGCAAAACGCCUAGUCCAUCAAUACAGAGCAUAUAUACACUUGAUCAUAUGGCUACUGUUAACUGGUUUCUUGUGCGCUGCUUAUUCUUUACAGAUCAAGAAGGGAUACAAUCAAGAGCUUCUCGUAUUAGGUAUCAUUUACCUCUACAUAUCACUCUAUCUUUUAUUCAAGCAUGUUUCUAUACCUAUCAUUAAGCAACUGUGGGAUAGAGCAGCAUCAGUCAUUUGCUCACGCCUUCAUGAGAGCGCACCAAGCAAAGUACGUACAUGUGUAUAUGGAUGCAUUGUCGUUGCAGUCAUUGUGGCAAUAGUGUUCGCUAUGCCUGAAAAAGAAGAGUCGAAAAGAGUACAAAGACUCAUUCCGUGUUUAGGUGUUUUGGUAAUUCUCUGCAGUAUUUAUGCCACAUCAAAACAUCGCAAAGCCAUCAACUGGAAUACGAUUAUCACAGCCUUUAUGUUGCAGUUUUUCGUUGGUUUUUUUGUAUUUAAAACAUCUGUAGGCCAUGAUUUAUUCCAAUGGAUAGCAGUUUUUGCUGGGGGCUACUUGGAUAAAGCUCUGUUUGGGGCAGAAUUUCUGUUUGGAAAGGCAGCCAUUGACGCAAAUACAUUUGCCCUGAACGUGAUCCCAGCUAUGGUAUUUUUCGCAUCAACAGUGCAAAUUUUAUACCAUUUGGGAACAAUACAAUGGGUUUUAUCAAAAGUAGCCGUAGUGUUUAUAGCUAUUCUGGGAGUUUCUGGUGUCGAAUCCAUUGUUGCUGCAUCCACCCCAUUCUUAGGUGCUUGUGAAAAUGCUUUGUUGCUGCGGCCUCUUAUUGUUAAGUUCACCAAGUCAGAAUUCCAUCAGCUCCUCACUUGUGGAUUUGCUACUAUAUCAGGAUCCAUGUUAUACGGUUACAUUGCAUUAGGUAUUUCCGGCCAAGCCUUACUGACCUCCUGCAUUAUGUCUAUACCUUGCUCUAUUGCCGUAUCAAAAUUACGAUAUCCAGAAACAGAAGAAUCUGUUUCGAAGUACGGCUUGAGCAUUCCUGACGACAAGAAAAAUCAAACCCACGGUAUAUUGCAUGCUAUCGGCGUUGGAGCCGAGAUAGGUAUGCAUAUAUCGCUUGUUUUGGCGGCCAAUAUCAUUGCAAUAUUAGCUUUGCUGCAAGCUACAAAUGCAUUGUUGACGUGGCUAGGGAAUUUUGUCAACAUCCAUGAGCUAACACUCGAGGUGAUAACAGGAUAUAUAUUUGUACCGAUUGCCUGGUUGAUAGGAACAGAUACUAAGGACAUAGUAAUUGUGGGAAGAUUAAUGGCUGUAAAGAUUUGGUCAAAUGAAUUUCUUGCCUAUCAACAAUUGGUGAGCAUUUACAAGGGUCAAUUGUCAACUAGAUCAGAAAUCAUUGCAACGUAUGCCUUAUGUGGUUUCGCCAACUUUGGCACUGUCGGUAUGCAAGUGGGUGUUUUAAGCGCAUUGGCACCGUCAAGAUCAGCUGAUGUAACUGAAUUAGUAAUAUCGGCUCUGAUUUGCGGUUCAUUUAGCACUUGGUUAUCUGCUGCAAUAGCGGGCAUGCUCAUAUGAUACGCUCUCAAUUAGAUGGACUUUGUUCUCUUAAACAUAAAAACCUAAAAGGUCAACCCAUUGUUUACUCUUUACCAAACAUUAUGUACACCCUUUGCCAAAAUAAUAGUAUAAUAUUUGUACUUAGGCCUAUGUUUUGUUAUAUAUUGUACAUAAUCUAUAUUAGAAGCAGUAUAUAUAGGCCGAGGUAGAAUGCAUACUCUACCUGGUUGUACGUACUCGAGUAUUGUAGUUGUUAUCUCAUCAAAAACGUCACAGAUGUUAGUAGCUGAUGCUCAGGAGG
This is a messenger RNA of Mycotypha africana, 2132 nucleotides long. RefSeq names its product Na+ dependent nucleoside transporter C-terminus-domain-containing protein. Gene Ontology annotation, biological process: nucleoside transmembrane transport. Bases 59 to 1849 code for a protein of 596 amino acids. NCBI's taxonomy places the organism in Eukaryota, Fungi, Mucoromycota, Mucoromycetes, Mucorales, Mycotyphaceae. Gene Ontology annotation, cellular component: membrane. The record is from RefSeq and is a predicted model, not a curated record. Gene Ontology annotation, molecular function: symporter activity; nucleoside transmembrane transporter activity. The transcript has 5 exons.